Molecule: messenger RNA, 711 nt
Organism: Heterotrigona itama
Lineage: Eukaryota; Metazoa; Arthropoda; Insecta; Hymenoptera; Apidae
Source: the annotation of a GenBank genome assembly
AUGCAACAUGCAUUGUACAACAAUUGGACUUGUACUGUGAAAGAAUUUUCGCUUUUUUUUCCCAAGAUUCCUUCAGUAUAUUGUGCCUUAAGAUAAAGACAACAAUGAUUAUAAAAUGAUUGCGCAAUACAAACACACAUACACACACACGUGUGUGUGUGUCUGUGUGUGUGGAAUAUCGAAGCUCAGUGAUAUACAUAUAUCUGUAUCAAAUGUAUAACAUACAUCACUGAACUUCGAUAUUUUUUAAGUAUCUACAUACAUAUCUUGAAUAUUAUGUACACACAUACAAAUAUAAUAUAUAAUAUAUACAUUAUAUUUAUAUCAUUUUACAGCUUUGCUUUGCUUUUUCGUCUCUUUCUUCUUCGAAGGAUAUAACAAAGAAAAUGCUCGGAGUUUUAGAACUAAAAAUUCCUAUGAUCUUAUCACAGGAAAUCACGAUUAACCUCAGAUCGAUUACUUCUACGCUUACCAUAACAGAAGUUCUGGAAUACUAUGAAGAAAAACUACAAAGAGCUGUUCUUUUUUCUUUUUCUACCCGCCUGUCGGUCAGACGGUAAGACCGGAGGAAUAAAUUAAUCAUCAAGGGAAACAGUUGCAUCUCGACAGGCGAAUUCGUAACUUUGGAAAGAUAGUGAGACCGAUAAUGAUCGGAUAACAAGCAAUAAACUUUCACUUGAUGAAGUUACCUCGAGUGAGAAGGCACUUUAC